AUGCGGGACACACAACGCACCGACUCACGGGGGGUUACACAAAACACACGUUCGGUACGAUGGAUAAAUGGUGCCGAGGCCAAGAAACAGGGUUAUGCAUCCCAAUAUCGGGCUGCACGGGUUGCCAUACUUCGAUUACUUGGAUUACCGAGUUCGCCGGACUAUCCUGUACUGGAAGAUGAACACAUGUAUGCCAAAAGCUCAGUGACUCCUCGAGAACUGGGAGAUGGGAGAAAAACGGAUGCGUGGAUUUGGCGCUACGGGCGAUUGAAAGGCUUAGAUGAUAAAGGGAAAAUGGAGUUUGUUCUUGAAGCCGAAAGGAUUCAGUGGUUUCGAGCGAAAGCGGAUAUGGAGCGAUUAAUCGAAGAAAUCGAGAUACUCGAGGAAGAAUUCCGCAGACUAGUGAGAUCAUGCCAAUCGCUCUCGUCAUAUUGGUCGCAGCUUGCCGAUGUUCCACCCUCUCCAUUCUUCUCGAGAUUCCAGCUCGCCAAAAGUGUUCAAACGUUCAUCGAGGGGCCUCAGAAUCCGUAUUGUGUGUAUGCGGCACAAAAAAGUGCACUGUAUGACAAAAUGGCCAAAGAGACUGAGAAGAAGUUUCGGAAGCUCGGCGGUUGUUGGCCAGGUGAAACGGAGGAUUUGAAUGCAUUUUUCAGGCGACAACGACCAACCGUAACAGUGGAUUGGAAUAACGUACAGCCGUAA
This is a messenger RNA of Marasmius oreades (fairy-ring Marasmius), 702 nucleotides long. RefSeq lists its product as uncharacterized. NCBI's taxonomy places the organism in Eukaryota, Fungi, Basidiomycota, Agaricomycetes, Agaricales, Marasmiaceae. The record is from RefSeq and is a predicted model, not a curated record. The coding region runs from base 1 to 702 and encodes 233 amino acids. The transcript has 2 exons.